This is a messenger RNA of Peniophora sp. CBMAI 1063, 1287 nucleotides long. The record is from the annotation of a GenBank genome assembly. Lineage: Eukaryota; Fungi; Basidiomycota; Agaricomycetes; Russulales; Peniophoraceae.
AUGCUCGCAACUUUCGCCCUUUGCAUUGCUCUCGCCACUGCAGCGCCUGCCUCUACAUCGACCAAUUCUGCGCCACCCCCGUACGCAACGGAUACACCCAUCAGUCUCGACCUCAACGCGCCGAUAUACAUCGCUCCGAUCAACACCGACGCUGGACCACAACCCAUUCGUGGGGGACUUGGUGCUGAUAUCAUUGCACAGAACAAUGCCAACCUUGCCAAGCAGAACCCUGAUAGUCUGGCGCCACCUACAACAGACGAGGGCAACGUAGGAAACCCGAAGUGGCCCUUCUCGUUGAGUCACAACCGUCUACUGACAGGUGGAUGGGUGAGACAACAGAACACUCAGGUGUUCCCUAUCGGAGAAAAGAUGGCUAGCGUGGACAUGCGGCUAGAGAAGGGCGCCAUUCGCGAACUGCAUUGGCAUACUGUUGCAGAGUGGGCGUACGUUCUCAAGGGCACGACGCAAGUCACCGCGGUAGACACAGAUGGACGCAACUUCCGUGCGAACGCUAAUGCUGGCGACCUCUGGUACUUCCCGGCCGGCGUGCCGCACUCGUUGCAGGGCGUGGGCGACGAAGGGACCGAGUUCCUUCUGGUCUUCCCCGACGGAACCUUUUCCGCGGAAGAUACGUUGAUGUUAACUUCCUGGCUGUCUCAUACACCAGUCGAAGCACUCUCCAAGAACUUCGGUCUGCCACCGGAAGCCUUUUCCCGCGUACCAUCGCAUGAGCUCUUCAUCUUCCCAUCAGAAGAGCCUACAGCGGAUGCGCCUCCUGAGGAUCCGUACGGCCAGACGCCUAGUCCCUACAUGUACGCUCUUUCAAAGGCCAACGCUACCAGAGCUCCAGGAGGCUCCUUCAAGGUCGCGGACACGAGUGUAUUCCCAAUCUCACAGAAGAUAGCUGUGGGGGAAUUCACUAUACAGCCGGGAGCGAUGCGCGAGCUGCACUGGCAUCCUCUUGAAGACGAAUGGGGCUACAUCAUCUCCGGUCAAGCACGCAUCACCAUCUUCGCCAGCUCGAGCACAGCAGGCACGUUCGACUUCCAAGCAGGCGAUAUCGCGUACAUCCCCGCUGCCCUCGGGCAUUACGUCGAGAACAUCGGAAACGAGACGCUGAAGUACCUCGAGGUGUUCAAUUCGGCAAAGUUUGAAGAUGUCAGUCUCAGGCAAUGGCUGGCGACCACACCACCGGAGCUGGUCAAGGCCCAUCUGGGGUGGAACGACUCCACUAUUGCGCAGCUGGGCAAGACGAAGCAAGUCAUCGUUGCACCGUAUACGCCGUAG